CGAGCGAGCGCCUAAUAACUUUGCCGUUGUCGCAGCGCCGCGUUUCGCAAACGAGAGGGCAGCGGAGAAAAACAUUAAGCCACAGAGCACCUGUCUGCAGCAGCGAAAUGAGCAAGACUGACAUUGAAAGCGAAAGUGAAAAAAGUGCAGGCUGGACGUCUUGGCUGCGACCGAGUCGCAUCCCGGCGCGAGGUGUGCUAGGGAUUCUCAGUUUCUUCGGCUUCUUCACCAAUUACAUGCUCAGGGUGAAUCUCAACAUCGCAAUUGUGUCGAUGACGGCCGCGCCUACUAACGCCUCUUGGUCGCAAAACAAGACGUUGGUGCUGAGCGAGUGCCUCGCGAAUUCGAGUAAACACUCGUCGCUCGCCGAUUCCCAGGAGGAUGAGGCGGAAUUUGACUGGGACACGCGGCAGCAAGGUCUGGUCCUCGGCUCCUUCUACUGGAGCUACAUUGUGAUCAUGGUGCCCGGCGGAAUGGUGGCCGAAAAGUACGGCGGCAAAUUGGUGUACGGCGGCGGCAACCUUUUGCUCUGCCUCAUGGCCCUGGCCAUCCCCGUCGCAGCCAGAAUGCACAUUUCCGCCCUCAUUUUGGUCAGGCUCAUUCAAGGACUCGCGGCAGGAGUAACUUGGCCGGCAAUGCAUGUUAUGGCAAGUCAGUGGUUUCCUCCCCACGAACGAAGUAAAUUUGUAUCAACUUAUAUGGGCAAUUCUGUAGGUAUCGCGGUGACUUAUCCACUGUGCGGAGUCCUAAUCGACGCGUUUGGCUGGGAGUCGGCGUUUUACGUGCCAGGCGUUUUGUGCCUCUUCUGGUGCGUGUGGUGGUGGUUUUGCGCGUUCGAUUCGCCCGCGUCCCACCCUCGAAUCACCAAAGAAGAACUCACUUAUCUUGAUAGAAACGUCGUUAUUUCAAAAAGAAAACUGAAACUUCCGCUAAAAUGUAUUCUGACGUCAAUUCCGUUUUGGGCUUUGGUCGUGGCCAACGUGGGCACGAUUUGGGCUUUCAUGACCAUCAUCACCUACGGCCCUACCUAUCUAAAAAUGGUGCACGGACUCAGCAUCAGAGAAAACGGUUUGCUCUCUGGUUUACCGAACUUGAGCAGGUUCCUAGGGUCAUUGUUCUUCUCGUGGGUUAUUGACUCCAUGAUCACGUCAAAGAAAAUGACAAUAACGUUUGCCAGAAAACUUGCAACAGUCAUUGCUCAGGGCAUCCCUGCAGGUCUGUUCUUCCUAAUGGGCAAUAUGGGCUGCAAUGCAAACAUGGAAGUGGCUGUUCUGACAAUUGCGUCUAUGAUUUCGGGAAGCGCCUCGUCAGGCACUCUUGUCAACAGCGUCGAUCUCGCUCCCAACUUCUCAGGAUCACUGCUGGGUCUGAUCAGUAUAAUCGGCAUGAGCAGUGGGUUUGUGGUGCCCCUGGUCGUUGGCAUGAUCAUCAGGGAGAACCAAUCGAUGGCGCAGUGGAGGUUUGUGUUCAUCAUUUCGGCGGUGCUCAACGUGUUCACCAUGAUCAUAUUCGCGAUUUUCGGCAGCGGCGACGUGCAGUCGUGGAACGAGCCCGACGUUCUCAAGGCGCAGAAAAAGAACCGCAAGAUUUUAAAAGUAGCGAACGAAAACGACUCGAGUGCCGCCGAGCCUCUGAAGCAGAGCGGUGUGGCCUAGUUUAGUAAAUUAUAUCGAAAAAUGGAAAUAAA
Molecule: messenger RNA, 1687 nt
Organism: Neocloeon triangulifer
Lineage: Eukaryota; Metazoa; Arthropoda; Insecta; Ephemeroptera; Baetidae
Product: sialin-like
Exons: 10
Coding region: 108-1655 (515 amino acids)
Biological process (GO): monoatomic anion transport; transmembrane transport
Cellular component (GO): plasma membrane
Molecular function (GO): transmembrane transporter activity
Source: RefSeq, a predicted model, not a curated record